ACAAGACCUGGGCCGCGCCGUCCGCAGGGAUCGCUCGAAUGUAGCAACGAUUCGCCGAGUUAAAAAAAAAGGUAGCGGAAAAUCGCUACUCGAGAAAAGAAGAAAAAAAAAUAGUAGCAGAGAUACGCCAUUCGAGCGGAUUAACGAUUCCUUCUGCCGGUGUUUGUUUACAUUUUUUUAUAAGUGGAAGGCAACUCAGAAGUGCUUUAGAUAUUUUAGAUAAAUAAAAAAAAGAGGAUCUGAACUUCCUCGGCUGAUGUGAUUCAAUAUUUUUUUUCACGGUACAUAUUAACUUUUUUUUGGAUUUCGAAAAAAAAGUUAAGAUAAAAGAGAUUAAAGAAUCCGAUUCACAAUUGAUAUGUGAACUGUCAGAGGAAUUAACAGUGUCGUGGAAUUUAUAAGGAAGAUUUCAACUGACCCAAGAAACUUAUCCAAGAGGCGAGAAUCCAGGUCACAUCAGCUACCAAGCCUCUUAACUGCACGCCAUGUUGCCUUCGCCUAAAAUGCUCGUCUUAAUAUCAGCUCUGGUGGGCGUGGCGACCGCCCUCGUCUCCAUCAACGAAGGACCUGACGGGGAACUCAACGACAAUUCGCCCGUCUAUUUCCCCGUCCUGCCUGAGGACUUUAAGGAUUUCGGCAUCAAGUUGGGCGGCGGUUCGGCUCCUCCCCCGAUUCCACCGCCGAGGUCGUCCCUCCCCAAGAAGCUGGACAUGCCCUCCACGACCUCCAAGCCUACGACCACCACCGUGCGCCUGCCUAUCAACGAACACGGGCAUCUCAAUCACAUCGCUAGCGAGACGGUAACGAAGCCCCCAGGCCCUUCCUACCUAACCGAUUCCUACUACUACACGGAGGACCACACGAGCGCCCCAGGAACCCACGACCAUUCCUCUGCCGAAAGAACUCACGAGGACAGAGAGAGCGAGGACAGAGGACCGAAGAGGAAACUGCAGGACGCCCAGCCACAGGAGACGGACGCCCGCGAGAGGUACCAUGAGUUCUUCGUCCGAAAUGAAAGACUCCUCACCUCGAGUCCUGAACACUGUCAGAAGCGACGGCCGUUAGAGUAA
Molecule: messenger RNA, 1070 nt
Organism: Penaeus indicus
Lineage: Eukaryota; Metazoa; Arthropoda; Malacostraca; Decapoda; Penaeidae
Exons: 8
Coding region: 486-1070 (194 amino acids)
Source: RefSeq, a predicted model, not a curated record